AAUGUGCCGGUGGCCAUGACUGAGGCUUCUUCUCCUUUAAUAGUGGCGUUCCCUUUCCCACUGUUGUAUGCAGAGGGCUGUCCAUGUGGGGUAUUCCCUGAGCCCCAUUUUCUCUCCUCUCCCUCUCCAGGUUCCCUGGUGGAGGCAGAACUCAUUCAGCCGACCUCGGUGUCAGCAAACCCUGGGGAAACUGUCAAGAUCACCUGCAGUGGAGGUAUCGGCCAGUGGUAUGGCUGGUACCAGCAGAAGUCACCUGGCAGUGUGCCUGUCACUGUGAUCAAUGCUAACACCAACAGACCCUCGAACAUCCCUUCACGAUUCUCCGGUUCCGAGUCCGGCUCCACAGCCACAUUAACCAUCACUGGGGUCCGAGCCGAGGACGAGGCUGUCUAUUACUGUGGGAGUGCAGACAGCAGUGGUGGUGAUACUGGUAUAUUUGGGGCCGGGACAACCCUGACCGUCCUAGGCCAGCCCAAGGUGGCCCCCACCAUCACCCUCUUCCCACCGUCAAAGGAGGAGCUGAACGAAGCCACCAAGGCCACCCUGGUGUGCCUGAUAAACGACUUCUACCCCAGCCCAGUGACUGUGGAUUGGGUGAUCGAUGGCUCCACCCGCUCUGGCGAGACCACAGCACCACAGCGGCAGAGCAACAGCCAGUAUAUGGCCAGCAGCUACCUGUCACUGUCUGCCAGCGACUGGUCAAGCCACGAGACCUACACCUGCAGGGUCACACACAACGGCACCUCUAUCACGAAGACCCUGAAGAGGUCCGAGUGCUAAUAGUCCCACUGGGGAUGCAAUGUGAGGACAGUGGUUCCUCACCCUCCCUGUCCCUCUGGGCCGCUGCUGGUGGCAGCAGCCCUCACUUCCCACUCAGAUGUCCCCCACCGUGCCCCCAUCACCCACCUCUGCCUGUCGACUCCUCUUGCCCUCAUCUCUCCAGGUGUCACAUUAAUAAACACGACACUGAACUAGUGCUGACUCUGCA
Gallus gallus (chicken) is the source of this 988-nucleotide messenger RNA. RefSeq names its product immunoglobulin lambda-like polypeptide 1 (gene IGLL1). NCBI's taxonomy places the organism in Eukaryota, Metazoa, Chordata, Aves, Galliformes, Phasianidae. Gene Ontology annotation, molecular function: MHC class II protein complex binding. Bases 16 to 780 code for a protein of 254 amino acids. Gene Ontology annotation, biological process: antigen processing and presentation of exogenous peptide antigen via MHC class II; immunoglobulin production involved in immunoglobulin-mediated immune response; positive regulation of T cell activation. Gene Ontology annotation, cellular component: MHC class II protein complex. The transcript has 5 exons. The record is from RefSeq and is a predicted model, not a curated record.